Molecule: messenger RNA, 2938 nt
Organism: Cercospora beticola
Lineage: Eukaryota; Fungi; Ascomycota; Dothideomycetes; Mycosphaerellales; Mycosphaerellaceae
Biological process (GO): N-acetylglucosamine catabolic process
Molecular function (GO): N-acetylglucosamine-6-phosphate deacetylase activity
Source: RefSeq, a predicted model, not a curated record
GUCCUGGUGGCGCCAUUUCCGUGCCAACAUACGUCUUCUCGCCGUCAAUAUAAUGCAGAUGCACAUUUGAACGGAAACCUGACCACCUCUACAAGCGUUCCAUAACCUGCAAUGGACAAGGCUGAGGCUUGGGAUGGCCUUCCCAGCUACAGCACUGCUGUGCAUGGCCAUCGACGAAGAGCUAUACGCCGAAUGCUGAGAUACGCAGCAUUUGCUUGUGUAAUCUACCUUCUAUGCCUCAAGUGGCCUGUGCCUCGCCAAACACACCCAUCACAUCUUCUCUCCGCCGAAAAACUGGAACAAGAUUAUGCUACAUGUACCAAGCUGCGGACCACGCCAACAUAUCCGACCGGGCAUCGUAACGCCAGUGCUCGAUAUGUCCCUGGCACCCGACCAGUCUUGAUACGCAACGCGACGGUCUGGACUGGCGAGCCGGAUACUGACACUGGAGAACACAUCUGGACUGCGCUAGAUGUACUCCUUCAAGAUGGUCUCAUCAAGCAGGUCAGCGCACAUAUCGCGGAAGAGGAUUUGCCCAAAGACUACGAUCUUAUUGAUGCCAAAGGAACACAAGUCACUGCUGGAAUCAUUGAUAUGCACUCACAUACUGGAGUUGAUUCAUUGCCGGGACUCAACGGAAACGGUGAUGUAAACGAGCUAUCAGAGGACAUAACUCCCUUCGUUCGCAGCCUCGAUGGAUUCAAUCCCCUCGAUCAUCAAAUCCAGGUAAUCAAAUCUGGUGGCGUAACCACAUCCUUGAUUCUACCCGGCAGUGGCAACAACAUUGGAGGCGAGGCCUUCGUGAUCAAGCAUGCCGUGGGAAAGCCUGAUGGUCGACCAGAAUUGAGCAUCAAAGACUUGCUUGCGGACCCGGAGAAGCACCAUCGAUACAUCAAGAUGGCAUGCGGCGAGAACGCCAAAAAUGUAUAUGGCCAAGUCGGAAGAAAUUUUGGUCCCUACAGCAGAUUGGGAGAGGCAUGGUAUUUUCGUCAUGCUUUUGAACAGGCUGCAGCUCUCAGGGAUUCACAAGACGAAUGGUGUGCCGCAGCGGAUGCCAUUGGUGUCCAGAACAUGGAAUCUCAUCUGCCGCAGAACCUCAAAUGGGAGACUCUGGCCGCCGUACUACGAGGCCAAGUCAUGGUCAACACCCAUUGCUACACAAUUCCCGACCUCGAAUCAUUUAUUGGCUAUACCAAUGAGUUCAAGUUCCCUGUCAGGGCAUUUCAUCACGCGCACUCGACUUUCCUGAUCCCGGAGGUGCUGAAGCGAGCAUACGGAGGCCGGGCUCCAGCUGCUGCGCUCUUUGCAGACAACAUGAACUACAAAGCAGAAGCCUACGUGGCGAGCGAGAAGGCUGGAAAGAUACUUCACGAGGCUGGCAUCACGCCCGUGUACGUAAGUGACAACCCCGUUCUGAAUGCACAGCAUGUGUUAUUCGAGGCUGCCAAAGCAUAUCGCAAUGGGCUACCGUAUCAUGUUGCUCUAGCAGGCGUAACGAGCGCCUCUGCAGAACUCCUAGGUCUUGCUGAGCGUAUUGGCAAGGUCAAAAUCGGAUUGGACGCUGACGUUGUUUUAUGGGACUCUGACCCGCUGGGUGUCGGAGCCACGCCAUUACAAGUCUUUAUCGAUGGGGUACCACAGUUCAAAGAGCCGAUUGAGCUCGAAAAGCCUCUCAGUCCACCACUGGAACCAUCCACUAGCCGGGAUCUGGAAGACAAGCCCAAGGAAGUACGCAAUAUUGUCUUCACGGGCAUUUCAAAGAUCCAGAUCCCUGGGCAGGAGCAAGCAGCCGACGCUACUGUCAAAGAUUUCCAGCUGGUCGUGGCAGAUGGCAAGAUCGCGUGCAUUGGUCAAUGUCAGCACAAGAUAUCCGCAGACAGCACUAUCGUCGCACUGGAGAACGGAUAUAUCACUCGCCCUCUGACCGCAUUCGGUAGCCUCCUUGGACUCGAAGAAAUUGCCGCCGAGAAAGCCACGUCCGAUGGCUCACUUGACCAAGAUUCCUUCUCAGCCGCCAUCGACGGACUACGACUAGAUGGCAGAAACUUAGCUGCCGCUUACAAUCACGGUGUGACGAGAGGUAUCACAGCUCCCAAAUUCGGCAGCUCUCAACACAAAGGCCUGAGCAUCGCAUUUCGCACUGGCGCCAAAAACCCUCUCGAAGAGCAUGCAGUCAUCCGUCAACACGUUGCGCUCCACUAUCCUUUGACAUCGAACAUCAAGCGAGGAAAGACGCCUACCAUCUCCACGGCCAUCGCCGAGCUGAGAUCGAAACUCCUUGACGCACUGACUCCAGCCACGACGGACGACGAGAAAAUCUCACCAGAAUCUGCGGCACUGGCACAAGUGGUGAACGGCACCCUCCCACUAGUCAUCGACGUCCACUCCGCCGAUACCAUCGCCGCCCUACUGCGCGUAAAACACGAAAUUGAACAAGCAAUCUCCACAACCAAACAUUCUUCCACUAAAAUCCGCGUCAUCAUCCUCGGCGGCGCAGAAUCACACCUUCUCGCCAAAGAAUUGGCAGCAGCCAAAGUCGGAGUCAUCCUCGCCCCUCUCUUUAGCUACAGAGAAACGUGGGAGCAACGCAGAGCAUUGACCGGUGCGCCACUCACGAAUGGCACAGCCGUGGAUGUGUUACACGCCGCCGGCGUCAAAGUUGCGAUUGGUGUAAAUGAGGAUUGGGAGGCGAGAGAUUUAUCUCUGCAAGCUGGGAUCGUGCACGCGAAUAGCGGCGGCAAGAUCAACGAGACGGAGGCCUGGGGUCUGGCAUCGACGGCCAUUUAUGAUAUACUUGGCAUCGAAGAGAAAGAAGACGAUGUCGAUGAGUUUGUCGUGUUCGAAGGCAACCCGCUGCAGAUCAAUAGUCAGUUGCGGGCAGUAGCUGAUGGACGGGGUAUUGUGAGUGUCUGGUCCUAAGAUGUAGUCGAGCACAUGG